CAGGACGGGGUCUGGAGUCGGGGCCGCGCUCAGCAGAUAAAUAGCAGCCUUAUCUUAUUUCUUUUUUUCCCGGUUCUCAUUCAUUGGUACCGGAGGGACGGCGCCGGGCACCGGGAGGCUGCUGAGCCGCUGCUCGGCUUCACAGGACUGCUUUGGAGAAUAUGGAUGAGACUCAUCAGUAGCACUUGAUGAAUAUUUUGAGCGACUGUUCAAACUGAAUUAUGGAGGGCAGCAAUGAUGUGUCUGGACCCAUGACACAGCCGCAGACUGACAAGUGCAGCGCAGAGGUCAGAGGAAGAGAAGUCCGUUGUAAAGUGGACGAUGGAGCGAUGGCACUCGCUCCCAGUGACUCCUGUGGCGGCACAGGACUGACCAAAGGAGGCCUCUCUAACCUGGUGGAGCCUCCUGCACCGUCGGUGGUGACUCCCACCGCUGAAUCUCCAGGAGGCGUGUCGCUGAAAGUUUCCACAACUGUGCUGCACCCAAUGUGUCUGGGAGAGAGCCCACUGAUGCUGCCCAUUCACCUCCAGAUGGCCGGAGCAGCCGGGUCCCAGCUCAGCCAAAUGGGGGCAGCACCGUACUUGAUAACAAGCCAAAGCCCCGUUUCACUUCCCCUGGUCCUGGAUCAGCAGGUCCUCCAGCACAUGAGUCCCUCUGUCAUUCCUCAGACCGCUAACUGUCCGCAGCUGCCGCUCCAUAACAGCAUCCUAUGUCAGAAUCCUUUGACGUUUGGUUUACCUCCAGGUGUUGACCAGAAGUCAGCAGGACAGACGCAGGAUGCUAACCUGCUCUCUCUCCUCCAGAAUCCAGCUUUUGCAGCCAUCUUACAGGACCUCUUCUCUUCACAGGCCGGUUCAUCCACCUGUCAGUCACCAGGCUCUACCUUCUUCCCCCUCCCUCCGCUCACAUCCCCCUACACCUCCCCUCUGGCCCCAUUGGUCCCUCCUGCCACACUUCUCGUCCCCUACCCCGUCAUCAUCCCUCUGCCAGUGCCUCUGCCCAUCCCACUCCCCAUCCCCAUCCCUGUCCCUCAGACUGAGGAUUUAAAGGGGAACAUGCCAAAACCAGUUUGCACAGUGAGUAAAAGUACUCAGACUUCUCCAAAAGACACUACCUCUCCUUCGGUGUUGUCAAGCAGAUACCUGCCCCUGUUGCAGCCACAAAAUGUGUCCCUGUCCUCACUUCCUGUAGAAGAAGGACAGGUGUUAGAUCUGUCGGUCAGGGCAUGUCCAGUUGAGCCAAAACAGGAAUUUCCCAUCGUGCAGCAGGACAGUGUGCUUGACCUGUCAGUGCCUGGUGUGAGGAAAAAGUGUGUUCAGUCGUGCAACUCCAGUGGCUCACUAGGACGAGACAGAGAAUUAGCUUUCCAGUCCAGUCAGGAUACAAGUGGUACUUCACUGUCUGUUGAAUGCACUCAGAGUUUAGAUUCCAAACUCCUGGGCAGUCUGGCCUCACUGGAGUUCAGCCGGCAGCACAAGUGGCUGGUGGAGAGCAGCUCCGGUGGGCCGGGCUCCCUGGGUCAGGAGGCGUCGCUCAGCGGGGCCGGAAACCUCGAGAUUGUCAGCACCUCACAGACGGCCAAGGUCAUUGUCUCUGUGAAGGACGCCAUCCCUGCCAUCCUGUGCGGGAAGAUAAAAGGUCUCUCAGGAGUCUCCACCAAGAACUUCUCCAUCAAACGGGACGGCAGCAAGGUGCCGUCUCUGCAGCAGCUCUACGGAGUGCCGUCGGCGUCCCAGGGAGAACAGCACGACCCCAACGACCCUCUGAAAAAGGUCCCUAAAAACAGAGCUAUCAAAUUGAAGAAGGUCAGCUCGCAGGAGAUCCACUUCCUCCCCAUCAAGAAGCAGCGACUGGCGGCGCUGCUCCCCAGGAAGUGAGAGCGCUCGGCAGAGGGGGAUUAAUUGCCUUGCCUCUCUCUGGUGAUGCCUCCGGAGCGAGUAACAUAAAACACAUGUGGGGACAUCGGUGAUCAAUCUUACACACUUAAAUGUCCAAUCAAAGCUCGGAGUUUGGCUGUUUCUGAAGGUGCGGCUCAUGAAUGUCUGACAGCGCGACACAGAGGUUCCAGAGAAAACUGCUGUGUCGUUCUGUAAUGCACUACUCCACAGUGUUACCCUAAACCAGAAACCUUUUUUUCCUGUAUGGCAGCUUAAUGGGCUCUCUGCGUAGCUUUGGAGUUUCUCGUUAUAAAUCAGAGAUGUGAAAGAACAGUUCUGACUUUAUAAUUACAACAAAGACACAUGGGUUCCAUUUUUCCAUUUCGCCUCAUGGUUUGUCUCCAUGUGUCAUUUUUCUUUAAGUGCACUGACGUUCUUGCCGCUCGGAGCAGAGCGGAAUCCACUGGCAGGACGUGACCCAGACUGUUAAACUGUGCGCAAUCGUCGGAAAUUUUCAAAGUAAUCAUCAGUAGCUCGUCGGAGCGAUUCGGUCCUCUCUGAUUGGCUGAGGGUUUUUAGCAUGACAGGUUAAUAAGGACUUGGAGAGGCCACGUUAAAAUGAGCGCUGGCAACUGUCGCAACAAAACACAUUCUUACUUUGUGGAACAGCAGGAAAAAAAGGGAUGUCUUAAUUCUUUUCAGAUUUAAACAACUGCCUAAAUAUGAGGAAAAUGUUUCUGGAAAGUUUUUUUUGGUUCCAGUUGCUGGAUGAAUUUGCCUCACAGCAAGUGUAUAAAGCACUGUAAUCCCCUGCUCUCUCCACUAACUUAUUAAGUGAAUCUAAGUGAAGCUUGUGGACUGAUUAAAACCAAUUUAAAAUGUGAAGGGGAGAUGAAGUAGAAGGGGACAGAAGAAAUAAUGUUGAGAGAAAAUACUGUUCAUAUAUUUGUGAAAGUGUGUGUUAGAAACAGUACGGGAGAGACUCCAUCCCCCCUUUAUCAAACAUGUUGGUGUAAAACUUUUGUUCCAAGUAGUUAAUUGUCAUUUUGAUUGAUUUGUGCAGCACAGUGUUUUUUUUUUUUCAACUGUCCCAUGAUAAUGAUCAGAGUAGUGAAUGUGGAGCGUGUUGUCGUGUGUCCCUUGAGUUUUCCUACUGAGUGCACUUUGUCAUAGUUUAGUUUGAAAAGUUACAGGGUGUCCAACCUUUUCUGCUCAGACUGUUGCCCCUUUGUGAUUUACAGCAUUUAUGAAAAUCUGUGAUUUACAGGCCAGGAACUAAUAACAGCCAUAUGCAGACUGUCUGCAUGAAGAGAGAGGAGGUGGAAAAACACAUGAAGCUCCACUUUAUACCACUUCUUAUUUAUGUUGAUGUAACUUAGGAGGAACAGUGCAUCUUUCUUUGACUAAUGUCAAAGCUCUUUUUCUCACCGUGAACUAGUUUGACAAUGUUGUACAGGACCUUAAUUUAUUGUUUGUACAACCUUUAUUUAUACAGCAUGUGUAAAUACCUGAUGGUCAGUUAGGAGACAAAGUGUGAAAGGAUGUCAGUGUCCGUCUCCUGCAGCAGCUGUUGUUUCAGUUCGGACGUUGGUGAAGAAGCUGUUGAACUAUUGGCAGUUCAAUGUUUGCUCACUGUACAGUUUGUGUGCUUUUUUAUAUUGAAGUGAACUAAAAUGUCCAAGGUCUA
Hippoglossus stenolepis (Pacific halibut) is the source of this 3564-nucleotide messenger RNA. RefSeq names its product retinoic acid-induced protein 2-like. The record is from RefSeq and is a predicted model, not a curated record. NCBI's taxonomy places the organism in Eukaryota, Metazoa, Chordata, Actinopteri, Pleuronectiformes, Pleuronectidae. Gene Ontology annotation, biological process: animal organ development. Bases 222 to 1877 code for a protein of 551 amino acids. Gene Ontology annotation, cellular component: nucleus. The transcript has 2 exons.